AUGCUACUAGCAUCAUUACCACUUCUCUACCUUCUGUUCACCAAGCACUUCAAGAAACCCACUUCUUCUCCUUCCUUCCCACUUCCUCCAGGCCCAUACCAGUGGCCAAUCAUAGGCAACAUUUUCCAGCUGGGAACCAAGCCACACAUCACCUUAACCAAGUUUUCCCAAACCUAUGGCCCUCUCUUCUCGCUCAAACUUGGCACUCAGCUACUCGUAGUAGCCUCGUCGAAGGCUGCAGCAACUGAAAUACUCAGAACCCACGAUCGAUCCUUAUCAGGCCGGUAUGUCCCUGACAUGGCUCCUCACAAGAGCCUCGAGCUCAACGAGUUCUCGAUAGGAUGGGUUGUCGAGUGCAAUGACAAGUGGAGACAGUUGAGGUCACUAUGCAAAAGAGAGCUUUUUUCGGCCAAGGCUUUGGAGAACAAGGUGUUGAUGCGAGAGGGGAAGGCGAGGGAGAUGGUUGAGUUCAUAAGGAGGAGAAGGGAAGGAAGUGAUAGUUAG
This is a messenger RNA of Linum trigynum, 504 nucleotides long. The record is from the annotation of a GenBank genome assembly. NCBI's taxonomy places the organism in Eukaryota, Viridiplantae, Streptophyta, Magnoliopsida, Malpighiales, Linaceae.